This is a messenger RNA of Pseudovirgaria hyperparasitica, 1233 nucleotides long. Its product is annotated as TPT-domain-containing protein. The record is from RefSeq and is a predicted model, not a curated record. Gene Ontology annotation, molecular function: antiporter activity. NCBI's taxonomy places the organism in Eukaryota, Fungi, Ascomycota, Dothideomycetes, Acrospermales, Acrospermaceae. The coding region runs from base 80 to 1183 and encodes 367 amino acids. The transcript is spliced from 4 exons. Gene Ontology annotation, cellular component: Golgi apparatus; trans-Golgi network; endosome.
GGAGGUUGAGAAAUUGCAAGUCUUUCCACAAAGCGCAAGGGGCCCAGCUAUCUUUUCCUUGUUGCGGUCGCUCCUUAGGAUGCACGAUCAAGAGAACACCACAGGCUCGAGAAGCACUGAAAAUGUUAAUUUUCCAGACGAAGAAGCGGAUUUACGGGUCUUAGACAGCUCCAACACUCACAUACCCGUAUCAAUUUGUGCAUGGAUAGCCUUGAGUUCGCUCGUUAUUGCCUUCAAUAAGUGGAUUCUAGAGCGCGCACCAUAUCCUAUUCUACUUACAACAUGGCAUCUGAUCACGGCCUCCCUACUCACGCAGAUACUAGCGUUAUGCUCUCUACUGAGGUUUUCCGACCACAGGAUCACUCCGCACAAAUACAUCCAGGCAAUUGUCCCAAUCGGCGUUUUCUACAGCUUCAGCCUCGCGUGUGGCAACAUAGCAUAUCUGCACCUUAGUGUCUCCUUCAUCCAGAUGCUCAAGGCUAUGGCACCAGUCGCUGUUUUGCUAACAAGACUUGCCAUAGGUCUUGCCCGACCAGAUCUAGAGGUUCUGUUCAUUGUUAUGCUGGUCGCGGUUGGUACCACUGCGACAACCUCCAGUGAAGCGCUAUUCAGUUGGGUUGGCUUCCUCUAUCAAAGUGGUGCUGUGGUAUUUGAAGCUGUACGGGUGGUGCUGGUCGAGAAGCUGAUGGGUACCAGAGAAAAGAUGGACCCAUUAGUCGCACUAUAUUACUACGCACCAAUAUGUGCAAUCAUUAAUACAGCAUUAUUCAUAGUAUUUGAGCUUCCGAGAGUCAAUCUACAAGAGAUAGUGGCGGUGGGCGCAGGAGUCUUGCUGUACAAUGCGGCAGCAGCAUUCCUACUUAACGUUUCCUCCGUGAUGGUGAUUGGGAAGUCAUCCUCCCUAGUCUUGUCCCUUUCGGGUAUACUUAAGACUAUAAUAAUAGUCGUUGGAUCAGUGCUAUUCUAUGGAGACACUGUGUCUGCUAUCCAGGUUCUGGGCUACUCAGUAGCCCUGAUAGGCUUAAUCAUGUAUAACGUGGGAUUCAUGCAAGUUCUCGAGACCUCAAGAAACAUACGGCAGGCAGCUUCUAGCAAUCCGCUCGUCUUGAUUGCGAUUAUAACGACCGGCAUUAGUAUAGGAUGUAUGAUGGUGGUGUACUUCCAAGGAGUACUUCUCGCUUGAAUGUAAUAGCAAGCGGUCAGCAGAUAAGAUGGCAACUUUUCAAUACAAAC